This is a messenger RNA of Scatophagus argus, 1275 nucleotides long. RefSeq names its product iroquois homeobox 7 (gene irx7). Bases 38 to 1027 code for a protein of 329 amino acids. The record is from RefSeq and is a predicted model, not a curated record. Gene Ontology annotation, biological process: neuron differentiation; cell development; regulation of transcription by RNA polymerase II. The transcript is spliced from 2 exons. Gene Ontology annotation, cellular component: nucleus. Gene Ontology annotation, molecular function: DNA-binding transcription factor activity, RNA polymerase II-specific; RNA polymerase II cis-regulatory region sequence-specific DNA binding. Lineage: Eukaryota; Metazoa; Chordata; Actinopteri; Scatophagidae.
UUGCCACUCAAACCCGAAUAGCUGGGACGCAGGAAAGAUGCCCGCAUCACAGGUUGGAUUUGGCAACUUCUUCUUGGAGAGGAACAUCAGCAUGCCGACUGGAUAUCAGAUUCCGGUGCUGGGAUGCCCGCCGGGAGUCCCGCAGCAGCAGGCUCAGCAUCUGGCAGCGAUGGCUACUGGGGUUCCCAUAACAUACUCAGGACUACAAGGAUACAACUUUAUCCCCUACCCACACCACAGGCCGAUCACACACAUGAACAACGGUUUCGACUUGAAGGCCGCUUCCCCCUACCAUCACGCGCUGCUGGCUCGCGGGGGGGCUUUCUACCCGCCGUACCGCCCGGGAGCAGUCGAGGAUCCCGGCAGGGUCGCCAAGGUGGCCACCAGAGAGAGCACCGGGGCGCUGAAGGCCUGGCUGAACGAGCACCUGAAGAACCCAUAUCCGACCAAGGGCGAGAAAAUCAUGCUCGCCAUCAUCACGAAAAUGAGCCUCACGCAGGUCUCCACCUGGUUCGCCAACGCCAGGAGACGCCUGAAGAAGGAGAACAGGGUCAGCUGGGCGUCCAAGGGGAAAUCCGAUGAGGAGGAUGAGGAGCAGGAGGGAGAGAGCGACGACGACGACGACAGUCCUCUGCAGAAAUGCCACUUGGAUGAGCGGGAUGAGGUAGAGCCUCAAAGCGAGCGCGCAGAGAGGGAUGAGCAGGUGGAGAGCGCGUUGGACAGCUCGGCUCCUGCGCAGGCGCGUCUGGAGAUGCAGCCAAGCAGCGAGCACGACGACAGAGAACUUGCACUUGUGAAGAAAGUCGAAAAGACUGACUCUGAUCAUGCGCCGUCCGCUUUGGAAAGUAAAGAAAACAUUGCCAGCCAGAAACCCAAAAUCUGGUCUUUGGCAGAGACCGCCACCUCACAGACCGUCAAGAAACCUUUGGACAGCAUUUACCACCCGAGCGGAAAAGUGUGGGCCGAGUGGGCCUCGAGAAACGGACUGUUCGUCCCGUCAUGCUACACCACUCAUGAAAUUGUCUAAGCGGGUAUUUAGACACAAAUCGGAGACACUGUCCUCAUCUUUUGCACUUUAAAACUUUCAAACCUCAGGAAUUUGAUCGCUCCUGAAGUUUGCAGUGAAAUGAAAAUCUGUUUUUGAGACCAAAGACUUAACACGUUAUUGUAAAUAAAUGUAGAUGUAUUUUUCCAUCGCCAACCUGUAAAUUAUGUUUCCUUUGUCUAAUCAUGAAGAAAUAUUUUUGAUUAAAUAAAGUUCAGCUCCUAGUGAAA